UGUUAUUUCCUAAUUUGACAGGUGAAAUACCAAGGGAGCUUGGAUAUCUUCAAAGACUCCAACUAUUUGGAUUGUAUCAAAACAGGCUGAGUUUGUUCAAUUCCAGCAAGCCUUUUCAACAUUUCAACCCUCCAAAUCUUGACAAUUGUGGAUUGUCAGUUAUCGGGGAGUCUACCGUCAAAUGUAGGGCAAGGGACACCAAAUCUCAAGGAAAUUUAUUUAGGAAUAAAUAAUCUCACUGGAGUCUUCCCUGCUUUUAUUUCCAAUGCGUCAAGACUCACUGUUCUAGACCUUUCUAACAACAUCCUCUCCGGUUCCAUUCCUGAUUCCCUUGGUAAUUUGGAAUUCCUUGUAGUUCUACAGAUAGGCCUUAACAAGUUGAUCUAUCAGAAUCCCUCUUCACAAUUAACUUUCCUGACUUCACUGACAAGAUGUCGAAAUCUAAGAGAACUGGUCAUUGCACGAAAUCCCUUAAACGACAUUCUUCCAGUUUCUAUUGGUAAUUUCUCAAGCUCUCUCCAAAUCUUUUCUGCACCAGGGUGCAAACUCAGAGGCAUUAUCCCAGAAGAAAUUGGAAACCUAACAAAUGUGUUAUGGAUAUCACUAUUUGCCAAUGACUUGACAGGAUUCAUCCCGAAAACUGUUAGGGGUUUGCAGAAGCUUCAAAGGAUUCUUAUACAGAGUAACAUGAUAAGUGGGACUAUACCAGAUGAAAUUUGCUACUUGCAGAAUCUAGGAGACCUGAUUGUAGGGAGAAAUAAAAUUUCAGGUCCCUUGCCAUCCUGUUUGGGGAAUGUUACUACUUUGAGAAAUCUAUAUCUAGCCUCAAAACAAGUUGAACUCCAGCUUACCUGAGACCCUAUGGAACCUUCAAGAUCUAUUGGAACUUGAUGCAGCAUCAAAUUCAUUUUCUGGUGUUCUAUCUCCCCAAAUAGGAAACCUGAAGAAUGUCAUAGACAUUGAUUUGUCGUACAAUGACUUUUCAGGCAUGAUCCCUACCACUAUGGGAAGUCUACAGAAGUUAAUUACUUUAUCUCUAUCAGACAACAGAAUAGAUGGCCCCAUUCCAGAGUCUUUUGGGAAAAUGUUAAGCUUGGAAUUCUUGGAUUUGAGUUAUAACAAUCUGACUGGCGGAAUACCAAAGUCCUUAGAAGCUCUUGAGUACCUCAAAUACCUUAAUGUUUCCUUCAAUAAACUCAGCGGAGAAAUUCCAAUUGGUGGACCUUUUGCAAACUUCACCAAUCAGUCAUUUCUGUCUAAUAAUGCAUUAUGUGGUAUAUCAAGGUUCCAAGUGCCUCCUUGCCAAGGCAAAUCUCAUCGGAGGACGAGUAGAAAAAGAGUGCUUUACUUGUUUCUGUAUAGUCUUUUGGGAAUAACAUCUGUAAUUGUUGCAUCAGCUAUUGGAUUUCUGAUUUUAAAAAGAAGAAAAAGAAAUGAACCAUUGGGAUCAACUGAAGUAUCAUCCAUGAGGGUCCAUGAAAGAGUCUCCUAUUAUGAACUUCAACAAGCAACAAAUGGAUUCAGUGAGGACAAUUUGCUUGGUACUGGGAGUUUUAGCAAGGUGUACAAAGGGGUAAAGGAUGGGAUGAUAUUCGCAGUAAAGGUAUUCAAACUGGAACUUGAAGGUGCAUUCAAGAGCUUCGAUGCAGAAUGUGAGAUCUUACGCAACCUUCGCCAUCGGAACCUGACAAAAGUCAUAACUUCUUGUUCCACCCCCAACUUCAAGGCCUUAGUAUUAGAAUACAUGCCAAAUGGCACCCUUGACAAAUGGUUACACUCUCAUGACUUAUUCUUAGACAUGUUGCAGAGGUUGGACAUAAUGAUCGAUGUAGCAUCUGCUUUAAACUAUCUCCAUAACGGUUAUUCAGAGCCAGUGGUGCAUUGUGAUUUGAAGCCUAGCAACAUUUUGCUAGAUGAAAACAUGGUUGCCCAUUUAAGUGAUUUUGGGAUUGCAAAACUGUUAGGUGCAGAAGAUAGUUUUAGACAAACUAAGACUAUUGGAACCAUUGGAUACAUCGCGCCAGAGUAUGGGCAAGAUGGACUUGUAUCAACAAGUUGCGACGUGUAUAGCUUUGGCAUUGUGAUGAUGGAAGCAUUCAUAAGGAGGAGGCCUAGUGAUGAAAUGUUUACGGGGGAUUUGAGCCUAAAACAUUGGGUAAACGACUCACUUCCUACCGGAGUUGCACAAAUUGUUGAUGCAGAUUUGAUAAGGCAAAAGGAAGAACCUCUAAAUGCAAAGAUGCAAUGCUUUAUUUCUGUCAUGGAAUUGGCUUUAAGCUGCACUUCAGUGUCACGAGACGCUAGAGUCAACGUGAAAGAAGCUCUUUUGGGACUCAAGAAGAUACGACUUCAAUUGGUCACAAGCUAAAAAUUGAAGUGUGUAUUUUAAGCCAGAAAGUUCACUCUUUGUAAUGUCUAAUAGGCCUGUUUUGUUUAUUUGUUAACUAGUCGCCUUUAUACUUCCAUCAUAGGCAAAUUGUUUUCCUAAACUUGUUUUUCCUCUAUUGGACAAGUUCAUUAUCUCCAAAAGCAGGACUCGAGAAAGUUAUGAUGAAAGAAGCAUGCAGUAUACAGAUUGUAAAAUGGUAAUCUAACUCCAGUAAUUAGCAGAACAUUUGACAGGUAAUUACUGAUAAUUUUCAUUGAAAAAUAAAGCAGUUGUUUGUCAA
Molecule: messenger RNA, 2669 nt
Organism: Solanum tuberosum (potato)
Lineage: Eukaryota; Viridiplantae; Streptophyta; Magnoliopsida; Solanales; Solanaceae
Product: probable LRR receptor-like serine/threonine-protein kinase At3g47570
Exons: 2
Coding region: 989-2368 (459 amino acids)
Biological process (GO): protein phosphorylation
Molecular function (GO): protein kinase activity; ATP binding; protein binding
Source: RefSeq, a predicted model, not a curated record